CAGUCCGCCUGGCGGGGGAGAAAAUUGUUUUUUGUUUUCCCUCAAGCGUUUUUCCAGGAAAAUCCGCUGCGUUCGUUUUAAUUGGGUGUUUUCUAGUGUUUCAUUAGAUUUAGCAAUAAAAGUUGUGAAAAAAAUUCGCGACAGCAGUGCAAAAAGUGCUGACACCAUUUCGACCGGAAAUGAAUAGUACUGGCAAUAAUUAACUUCAAUCAAAAACUUGCGUCAGCACAAUGUGGAAACUUUGCAACAUCAGCCGUAACCAGUACUUCCUGGUGGGAUUGCUGAUCGGAUUCCUGUACAGCUACUACAUGCCGCAGGAUUUGACGGAGAUCGUCACAGAAUGCCCGGAGGCAACGGAGAAAGAGCAUCUCCUCGGUGAGGAAGCCAAGUAUGGGAGUGAAUUCGAACCGCAGCUGAAUUUGGAACAGAAACCGAUGAUCGCCAAGAAGCAGGUGAAGAACAUCGUGCGACCAAGAUACUACUACACGGAGCUGGGGAUCCGCGAGAAACUGUUCGUCGGAGUGAUGACCACCCAGGAAAACAUCGACUCGCUGGCAACGGCUAUCAACAAGACUUCGGCGCACUUGGUGAAUAAGAUUAAGUUCUUCAUCAACGCCGACAAUGUGAAGACGAACUUCAAACUGAAGAACAUUGUCGGAUUCACGGAUACGCGGGAGAAUCUGCGGCCGUUCCAUGUCCUCAAGUACAUAGCUGAUAACUAUCUGGAUGAUUACGAUUACUUCCUGCUGGUAACGGACACUGGCUACAUCAAUGCGAGGCUUCUGAAGGAACGUCUGUCGCACAUCAGCAUUAGUUUCGACAUCUACAUGGGCACCGCCCACGGGGCAACCCUGCACGAAGACGAAGACAAACCCGCCGACGCACAGUACUGCGACCUACACGCCGGUAUCGUCCUGAGCAGCAGCGUCAUCCGCAAGAUCCGAGCCAAUCUCGAUUGGUGCGUCCGAAGUGCCGUUUCCAAUCAGCACAAUCUAAACAUUGGCCGUUGCGUCAAGUACUCCAGCAAAAUCGACAGCUGCCAGCCUUCCUGGCAGGGAAUCAACGUCACCAGUUACAAACUUAAUAGCUACAAAAUUUACCGGGACCUACACCUGAUCAAACACGAGGACACAUUCAACAAGGCAUCCGUCGUCUAUCCGAUCACCACGGCGGACGAUUUUUAUCUGCUGCAUGCCUACUUCUCUCGUGUCCACCUGGAGGAGAUCAAUCAGCACAAGAAACGAAUCCAUCAGCAAGCUUCCACCAUCUCGAAUGGGACCCUUCCGAAUGACAUCCUGGAAGUCCGGUGGCCUUUGGGUGUCCCGAAACCCAAUCCACCGGAGUCGCGCCACGACGUCGUCCCCUGGACGCAUCUCAAUUUGACGCACUCGUUCAUGUGGAACGCGGAGGUGAACGUCCGGCCGCUGUCCACGGUCGACGCCGAAGAUAUGCAGAACAUUCUGAACAAAACCGUCCUGGAAGCGUACCGCACGAGCUCGGAUCUCGAGUAUCGCAGUUUGCACUCGGCGUACCGGAAGUUUGAUGCCGUACGGGGCAUGGACUACCGGAUGCAUUUGCACUUUUACGACCGCAAGCGGAAGGAGUACCUGCUGAAGUCGUUCGAGGUGGUCAAACCGAUCGGGUUGAUCGAGAUCGUACCGUCGCCGUACGUGACGGAAAGUACCCGGAUAGCGAUUCUGCUGCCCACGUUCGAGCACCAGGUGCGGGAAGCGUUGCAGUUUGUGCAGAACUACGAGCGCGUUUGCAUGGACAAUCAGGACAAUACGUUUCUGAUGCUGAUCUUCUACUACCGGACGGACACCCCCAGCAAAGGCGACGACGAUGUCUUCCUGCCGCUGAAGAACCUCGCCCUAGGCCUCACGGAAAAGCACAAACAAGACGGUUCCCGGAUCGCGUGGGUCUCGAUCCGCCUUCCGCCGGAGCUGAGCGCCCCGUUCAACCUAAACCAUCUGUACUCCACGUCCCUGAACGGGCCCAAUCAACUGCUCAGCUUUGCCGCCACCGAUCUGGCCCUGCGCAAGAUCGGCCUGGACAGUCUGGUGAUGGUCUGCUCCAAUGCGGCCACCUUCCGGUCGGAUUUCCUCAACCGUGUGCGGAUGAAUACCAUUGCCGGCUUUCAGGUGUUCAGCCCGAUCGGCUUCACCAUGUACCCCUGCCGGUGGACGAAGCUGUGCAAGGAAUGCGACGGAUGCGACGUCGGUCAGAGCAGCGGCUAUUUCGAUCGGGCCAACUAUGACGUGGUGUCGUUCUACAGUCGGGACUACGUCGAGUCGAGGAAGCUGCUGGAACAGCAACUGCCCAUCGUGCGGAGCGAUCGGGAUAUCGUCAAUUUGGUCAACUAUACACAGGAAGACGGGAUCCAGAAUGUGGCGGAACUGUUCGUGCGAGCGAACACCAAGAUUCACGUGCUCAGGGGUAUCGAGCCGAAUCUGAGAUUGGGACGAGCGAUGGAGAACUUCCUGGCGACGGAUCCCGAGGGCGAGCAACUGGUAACGUUGAAAUGCGAGGAAACAAACGAGAAACUGUGCGUGCGGAUCGCUUCCAAGAAGCAGAUUGGAGACGUUCUGGUGCAAUACGGAAACAGUCAGGAGAACGAGGUCAAGAAGUAGGGCACCGUCUGCCGCUGCUGGAAAACUAGUGACAAUACAGGUAUGCAGGUAGCAUUUUUAGUCGAAUAGUAAUUGAUUCUUAGACAAGUAAAAACUCUUGCCAAAUAACUAUUUGUAAGGUGUCUGUCUGCCAAGUUAGGUCUUCUUAGGAUUAAGUUAAGUCGGUAUUUACUCAUCUCCCCGUCGGGAAGAUAUUGUUUGUGUGUAGGAUUUUAACGUCAAUAAAAGUGCCUUUUUCACCUAAGAACUCGA
This is a messenger RNA of Ochlerotatus camptorhynchus, 2882 nucleotides long. It is a transcript of the gene Chpf, whose product is annotated as Chondroitin polymerizing factor. Gene Ontology annotation, molecular function: glucuronosyl-N-acetylgalactosaminyl-proteoglycan 4-beta-N-acetylgalactosaminyltransferase activity. Gene Ontology annotation, cellular component: Golgi cisterna membrane. Lineage: Eukaryota; Metazoa; Arthropoda; Insecta; Diptera; Culicidae. The record is from RefSeq and is a predicted model, not a curated record. The coding region runs from base 231 to 2630 and encodes 799 amino acids. The transcript has 2 exons.